This is a messenger RNA of Thrips palmi, 2211 nucleotides long. RefSeq names its product protein giant-lens (gene aos). The transcript has 4 exons. Lineage: Eukaryota; Metazoa; Arthropoda; Insecta; Thysanoptera; Thripidae. Bases 166 to 1182 code for a protein of 338 amino acids. The record is from RefSeq and is a predicted model, not a curated record.
CUGCGCUCAGCUCUCCUCGAGGUGGUGGUGGAGAGCCCUCCACAGCCAGUCGUAGUACAGACGGCCUGCAAGACGGCCUGCAAGACGCUGAGCGCAGCCUAGCGUAGCCGGGGCCGUGCCGUGCCGUGUCGCGAGUGUCUGCGUGUGUGAGAGAGUGAGUGUGUGAUGGAGGAGCCUCUCCUCCGUAGAAUGUCAUCUUCGGCGGAGCGCACCUAUCACCAGAUCGCACCCCACCACAGCAACCAACAGCUCGGCGACCGCCAGUACCGCUACCACAACCAUCACCAUCACCACCACUGGGAGGAUAUGACCGUGUUCCUGCGGUGGUUGCUGGUGGUGCUGAGCCUGGUGCCGGUGUCCAUGGCCUCGCGGCUGCCCCUGGUCAUGCUGGCCCACCACCACCACCAUCACCACCACCACCACAACCACGACCUGGAUCUGGAACUCGACUUGCUGGACCCCGGCCGCUGGGACUUGGCCACGCCCCUACAGCAGCAAGCGCAGCAAGCGCAGCACGACAAGCGGAUACGGACGCUGUACCAAGUCGGGAACUCGGAGGAGGAGCUGCCGGAGUGCGCGGAGGGCGCGGUGUGCAGCAAGCUGGACGUGUACGAGAAGCCGUGGCUGGAGCGGCAGUGCCGGUGCCGCAACCAGCAGCCCUGCCCGGGACACCCCUCGCCCGGCGACGGCCACACCAUCGUGGACAAGACGAGGCAACUCAAGAUGUGCGACCCCGUGAGGAAGCUGCCCAAGUGCCGGUACUUCCGAGACGUGACGUGGACGCUGGUGUCGGGCGCCUACCCCGGCAACGCCACGCAGCAGAUCGUGCACUGCCACUGCCCCAGGGGCUCCAUCGCCUACCUGGUCAAGCGGCAGGCCUUCGCGGACGACGCCGGUGACGCGGCGCAGGAGCUGGACCGGCUGGAUGCCACGCCGCGGUUCAAGUACUCGUUCGCCUGCAGCCCGCAAAGCCGGCUGCGGUGCCAGCGCAAGGAGCCCUGCCGACUGUUCACGGUGCGGCGACGCCAGGAGCUCCUGGACGAAGUCAACACCAACUCGCUGUGCCAGUGCCCGCACAACCACUACUGCCCGACACACCACUCGGACCCCGGCGUCAUCCAGGGCAACACGUACCAGGACGACAACGUGCGGACCUACAGCGGCUACUGCCUGCCCCUCUGAGCGACCUUUUUGGGCCGCCCCCCUGCCCCCCUGCGCCCUGGCCUCGGCACCUCCACGUCAAAGCGACGUCGACUUUGACCCAAAUUCGACGUCGAAUUGACGUUGGUUCCUUGCGGGACGUUGCAGGACCAGGCUGUCAUUUUGUAAAAAAAAACGCUUGUCCACAAUGUAUGAACAUAUAUUAUUUUUUUUUUGUAAAGGAAUGGUGAAUGUUGAACAUACACCUGUAAAUAUUUAUAUAAUCUAGUACAAUUUGUUUGGGAGGCGUUUGAGGUACAGGGAAGAAUGAAGAGAGACCAAACGAAAGUAUUUUUCGACGUAAAGGACUGAAAAAAUGGUAGGAAACGGAGCAUAGGAAACCGAAUUACAAAUAGGCAUAAGUAUAAAAGUGUUUUUUUUGUGUGUACAGAUAGGUAGUAGAAUGCGAGUAAGAUAUUUGAAUUGAUUAUUUGUCGAAGGUGUUAGAUGGAUAUUUAUUCAUAAUGUUGGUCAAUAAAGAAUGAUAAUUAGGACUGGGUUGUUAAAUUAUGGGAUAAAAUUCCGUUAUUUGUACGUACCUGUUACGAACGAGUGCGUUCAUUAGAAUUUUAGUUACGACAUUUUCAAUGUCUUAGUGUCGGAUACAUUCCAUAAAAGUUAAAUAUCAAAAGCGUUAAGACACAACGCACAAGUUACAUAAGCAAAUGUUUAUGAUUUUUAUUUUAAUGAGUUUUUUUUGUUAUAUAUCCGCCAGUGGCAGACUUGUUUUUGUUAGAAUGCGCAAUAAAUUUACAAAAAAAGAAAAAAAUAUAAGAGAAGUGGAGAAUUUAUGCAGAGUAGUUCGAAGAAGUGAAUAAGAACUUAAAAGAAUUGUACCGACAAUGUUUGAAGUACCAAGACUUGUCUAUUCAAAUGUGACCAAAUGUAGCUGUACCGAGCUUUAAUUUUAAUAAAAUUAUGUUGAAUUUACAUUGUAAGCAGGCCACGAAUCAGUCAUUUUGGAGUAUAAUGUACAUUCAUUUUUGAAUAAAUAUAUAUGAGCUGCAGUCA